AAUAUUUGGCUGCAAUGAGAUUGUGGUGGAAGUGAAAUCCUAUUUCAAGCUGCUUGUGGAAGAGGUGCUGAAUCCCUUCUACAUCUUUCAACUGUUCAGUGUAAUACUAUGGAUGUGUGAUGAUUACUAUUACUACGCUGGCUGUAUCAUACUCAUAUCUGUGAUCUCCAUAGUUGUGUCUUUAUAUGAGACAAAAAAGCAAAGUAUAACCCUAAGAGACAUGGUAGCCUCCCAUGAAGUGAAUGUAAUGACAGUAUCUCGCGGAGAUGGAGUCUUUGAAGAGCUUCCAACCUCCAAACUUGUCCCUGGAGAUGUGGUUGUGAUCCCCCAACAUGGCUGUAUGAUGUCAUGUGAUGCUGUCCUCCUUGUUGGGAACUGUAUUGUCAAUGAGAGCAUGUUGACUGGUGAGAGUGUCCCAGUGACCAAGACUCCCCUUCCAAACCAGCCUGACUCAGAUGAAGUGUUCUCUCCUGAUGAUGUCCACAAGAGAUACACCCUUUUCUGUGGCACUCAGGUCAUCCAGACCAGAUACUACGGGGCAGGAAAAGUGACCGCUGUGGUGGUCAGAACAGGUUAUUCUACCACCAAAGGAGAGCUGGUGAGAGCAAUCCUCUUCCCCAAACCCAUGGACUUUAAAUUCUACCAAGACGCUAUCCGCUUUGUUCAAGUGCUGUUCCUGAUUGCUUCAAUUGGGAUGAUCUAUAAUAUAGCAACCUUUUUAAGCAGAGGGGAAAGUGCUCAGAGAAUUAUUCUUAGAACUUUGGACAUCGUGACAAUUUGUGUUCCUCCAGCUUUACCGGCAGCCAUGACAGUGGGCACAAUAUACGCUCAGAAUCGCCUCAAGAAAGCAGGGAUAUUUUGCAUCAGUCCUCCAAGGAUAAACAUGUGUGGGAAGUUGAAAUGUAUCUGUUUUGAUAAGACUGGGACUUUGACUGAAGAUGGGCUGGAUCUAUUUGGUGUAGUGCCACUGCAGGAGAACAGGUUUCUCCAUGUCGUCCAGCAUCCCACAGACCUGCCUAUUGGUCCAUUUCUGACCGCCAUGGCAACCUGUCACUCACUCACCAUGAUAGAAGGAGAACUGAAAGGAGAUCCACUUGACUUGAAGAUGUUUGAGUCUACAAACUGGAUAUUGCAGGAACCAGGAAGGGAGACGACUCGCUUUGAUAACUUGAUCCCCACUACUGUACAUCCGCCCUCACUUGACACACUUUUCACCUCUUCAACUGGCUUUGAUGGGUUUGAACAGAUUGCUUUUGAAGUUGGGAUUGUACGCCAGUUUGUUUUCACGUCAGCCUUACAGCGCAUGAGUGUGAUUACCAGAACUCUGGGGAAUACCCAAAUGGACUUGUACUGCAAGGGAGCACCAGAGAAAGUAGCAUCUCUCUGCAAGCAAGACACUUUGCCAGAAGACUACAGUGAUGUACUUCAUCGGUUCACCAUGAAAGGGUUUCGUGUCAUUGCCCUGGGCUGGAGACAGUUGGACCCCAAGCUGAACUGGCACCAUGCCAUGAGAGUGCAGAGGGAAACUGUAGAGUGUGAGCUGACAUUCCUAGGUCUGAUAAUUAUGCAGAACAGUUUAAAACCAGAGACUACUCCUGUAAUAAGACAACUGAAGGCAGCUAACAUCAGGGUUGUGAUGGCCACAGGUGACAACAUGCACACAGCCAUAAGUGUUGCCAGGGAUUGUGCAAUGGUGGAUGAGGAAGAGAAGGUAAUUAUGGUGAAAGCCAGUCCUCCCAGCAAGAACAGUGAGGCAGUCAUCCACUGGGAAUAUGCUGAGGUCAACCUGGACAAUGAACUUACGGUAUCCACAGCCGAGGAAAGUGACGCAUCUUAUCACGCCUUGAACAUUGUAAGAGCUGAUGCAUACCACUUUGCUCUUGAUGGACGCUCUUUUGGGGUAGUAAGGCAAUAUUUUCCUGAACUCUUGCCAAAGAUCUGUGUAAAAGGUACAAUAUUUGCCAGAAUGUCUCCUGACCAAAAGGGUCAACUGAUAGAACAACUCCAAGACCUAGGAUAUGUUGUUGGAAUGUGUGGAGACGGUGCCAAUGACUGUGGAGCUUUAAAAACUGCCCAUGCUGGCAUCUCCCUGUCAGAAGCAGAAGCCUCUGUGGCCUCUCCCUUCACCUCUAAGACACCAAACAUUGAGUGUGUGCCCACUGUGAUAAGAGAAGGUCGGGCUGCCCUUGUGACCUCAUUUGGAGUGUUCAAGUACAUGGCACUAUACAGCAUGAUACAGUUUGUGACUGUGAUGAUACUGUACACGCUUGACACCAAUUUAUCUGACAUGAUGUUUCUUUACAUUGACCUAGUCAUUACAACCACAGUGGCAGUACUCAUGGGGCACACCAGCGCCUAUCAUAAACUGGUCCCGCGUCCACCCAAAGGCAGUCUGGUCAGCGUGUCCAAUCUGUUCUCCAUAUUGUCACAGACUGUGGGUGUGGUGACCUUCCAGCUCGGAGCAUUCUUCUAUUUAACUUCCCAGUCUUGGUAUCCUGCAGAGAAACUACACCCAAUAAUAAAUGAUGAUGAGCAUAAUGUUGUAUGUCCAGAAACGACCACAUUGUUCAUUUCGGGAUCCUUCCAGUACCUUAUCCUCUCUGUGAUUUUCUCUAAAGGUCCUCCAUAUAGAAAGAGAAUUUGGACAAAUGUUUUGUUUCUGGUGUCUGUGAUAUUGCUUACAGCAUUGACUGCAUGGUUGUGGCUCUACCCUCCCACUGUCAUCAGAGAAUUCCUAAUGAUGAAGUUGAUUCCUGAUGAAUAUAUUGUUUUCAAGAUAACAGUGGUUCUUCUUGCAGUGAUGCACUUUGUGAUAGCUGAGAGUAUAGAAAGCUUCAUAAUAGACAGGAAUAUCCCCUCCAGUUGUUUGAAGAAAUGCUUUGGAAAACUUUCAAAACCAAAGAAAAAAUACAAGAUUAUUGGAAAAGAGCUAUCAGACAACCCGCACUGGCCUCCUGUUGGUGACGUUACAAGAGAAGCUGAACAAAAUGUGCGGGAAACCAGUGAUGUCCAUGUUUCAUUGCAAGUACAAUGAUAACUGAGUAGUUUACUAGAUACUAUGAAAUUUUAUGAAUAUUGGACUUUCUGGGCUGGAUAUAUCCAAUGGAUAUGUUUUCUUAACCAAAUAUAUUCCCCCAAAAAAUAAUCAAAAUCCAUUCAUUGUGGUGGGGAAAAGAUUAGUAAUAGCCUUUGGUGAAAUUUUCUCUGCUGAUGGGAGGGCCACUGUGAUGUUUGUGAUAAUGGUUUUAAUUAUUGUUAUUAUUAAAUAAUCUCAUAGAGGUGGUUUUAGUAUUAAACAAUGGUGUACUAGACUGGGAGUCAUUAUUUGUGUGAGUGCUCUCAAAUUUUAUUCAGUCUGUGAAAUAUUAUUGUUACUGUAAUAACUCAAUCUUUUCAAUGGGGAAAUUGUGUAUUUUACAGAUACUGUAUUUUUUAUAAUUAAUAUUUUUUUAAUUACAACAUUUCUGUUGAGAGGUGGCAACAAAAUGAAUAAGCAGGCUACCCCAUAGCUUUUAUAAUAUAUGGUUUAAAGCACCACAAAUGCUAUACAGAAUACGAUUUUUAAUGAUUCAUCUGAAAGACUGAUAAUUUUCCCCAUUGAAAAGAUUGAACCAUUACUGUUCAUGAACUGAUGGAUAUGAAAGGGUUAAUGUUUUAUGGAAUGCUUUAAUAUGUGAUAUUAAAAAAGUUUAUUUUUUACUUGUUGUAGAACUUCAGACAAUUUAUUUUGUUCUUGUGAUAAAAACAUUUCAGAACAUUAACAUUUUCUGGAAGAUGACAUGCAAUAAUAUAUCAUUUGUCAAAUACAAACUGGUCUUCCUAGUGUCAUUUUCAAUGUAUAAUAAUUCUUAUGGAAUCUCUUCAAAGAUAGGUUAUAGCAGCAGAAAGUAUAUUUUUAUGUGAACCAUAUACCAAGAUGAUAUUAUUGCUGGCAAAAAAGACACCAGUCUGUGUAAGUUAAUGUAAAACAAUAGGUAGAGAAAUAGCACAUACAUGUAAUUGUAAUGUCCCCACAUACCUCUAAUUUUGAGAAAAAUUGUUUGCUCUGUUUAAUAAUUAGGGUUUUAUGGUGUGGGGUAAACAAGAGUCAUCCAGCUUGUAUGUAUUAAACAUAAGUACAUUGUUUUUACUAUGGGAGGAAGUUAAUAGGAUGAUUACAGUGUAUGCCUUUGAUAAAAGUUAACCAGUACUUACAGGCAAGGGUGACUUGAACUUGGGAACAUUCCAUCUUUUUAGCCUUACAACAGCAGGACAUGUGCAAUAAUGGCACCAACAAUUUGCAGUUUAUGUAAGUUUUUAAUUCAUGUCUUUCUGAAUCAAAAAGAAAAAAGAUGAAAAUACCACUGGUGUGAUGUAAGCCUACUUUAUUAAAGAUAUCUGGCUGGUGGGACAUACUCGGAAGGAGGCUAUAACCUCUCUGAGCAUCUACUGGUUUUAUUCUUUCUCCUAGAAGUUUUUCUUAAAAUGUAUUUUUGAGAGAUAUCUCUUUGUGAAAAUGUCAUUGCUGUUAAAGUAUUUAUUGGUUGAACAAGAUGUUAUUCAUCAGUAUUUAGCAAAACUGCUAAUGGUCACUAAUUAUGUAGUGAACAGCGUUAGUGGUUGAGUGGGACCAUGUGACACAUUGGACUGAUUCUGAAAUGAGCCUGUAUGUUGCAGAAUUUGGGGGUUGGGCAAAAUAUGAUAAGGUAUAUAAUAUAAAUUACAAUGAUCUGACCUUGGUAAAUUGUGCCAUAUGUAUUUAAAGUGGGAGAUAAAGGACAUGGUUAUAAAAUGUAAUCAAGGUGGCCUACAAGGAAUAGUUCAGAAAUAAAUAUUUUCAAUGAUAA
Molecule: messenger RNA, 4826 nt
Organism: Lingula anatina
Lineage: Eukaryota; Metazoa; Brachiopoda; Lingulata; Lingulida; Lingulidae
Product: polyamine-transporting ATPase 13A3
Biological process (GO): intracellular calcium ion homeostasis; polyamine transmembrane transport
Cellular component (GO): late endosome membrane
Molecular function (GO): polyamine transmembrane transporter activity; ATP hydrolysis activity; P-type ion transporter activity
Source: RefSeq, a predicted model, not a curated record